Messenger RNA from Myotis lucifugus (little brown bat), 1268 nucleotides. Its product is annotated as SAC3 domain-containing protein 1-like. NCBI's taxonomy places the organism in Eukaryota, Metazoa, Chordata, Mammalia, Chiroptera, Vespertilionidae. The record is from RefSeq and is a predicted model, not a curated record. Gene Ontology annotation, biological process: spindle assembly; centrosome duplication. Gene Ontology annotation, cellular component: nucleus; spindle; centrosome.
GUGCGGGGGCGCAUUAUGGGGGCAUUUGCGGUCCUGAGCGUGCGGCGCUGAACUACAGCGCAGUGCAUCUCGGGAGGCCCCCUCCAAGCUUUGUGGGAAGCAACUGACUCGCCCACCAUGUCCGGCUGCGAGCUGCCUGUGGGCACCUGCCCGGACAUGUGCCCAGCCUCCGAGCGCGCCCGACGCAAAAAGGAGGGCCGCCUGCAUCGCUUCGAGGUGGCGCCGGGCUGCUGCGGGAGCUGGCCCCGCGCUGACCCGCAGCGCGCCGUGAAGGAGUACAGCCGGCCGGCCGCCGGCAAGGCCCUGCCCCCGCCGAGCCAGCUCCGGCCGCCGGCCGUGCUGCUGGCCACCGUGCGCUACUUGGCCAGCGAGGUGGCGGGACGCACCGGCAUCGUGGCGGACCGGCUGCGCGCCGUGCGUCUGGACCUGGCCCUGCAGAGCGCGGGCGACGCCGAGGCAGCGGUGGUGCUGGAGGCGGCGCUGGCCGUGCUGCUGGCCGUGGUGGCGCAGCUCCGGCCCAAUGCCGCGUACGGGCUAGUGGACCGGGCGCUGCUGCAGGGCCAGGUGCAGGAGGGCUUCGGUUCGCUGCGGCGCUGCUACGCGCGGGGCGCAGGGCCGCACCCCCGCCAGGCCGCCUUCCAGGGCCUCUUUCUGCUCUAUAACCUGGGCUCAGUGGAGGCCCUUCACAGUGUUCUGCAGCUGCCAGCUGCCCAGCGCUCCUGCCCAGCCCUACGGACGGCCCUGGCUGUGGACGCAGCCUUCCGGGAAGGCAAUGCUGCCCGCCUGUUCCGCCUGCUCCGCACCCUGCCAUACCUGCAGAGCUGCGCCGUGCAGUGCCACGUGGGCCAUGCCCGCCGCAGAGCCCUGGCCUGCCUCAAUCGUGCCCUGAGCACCCCCAAGGGCCAGACCUUACCCCUGGGAUACAUGGUCCACCUGCUGGCCCUGGAUGGGCCCGAGGAGGCACGGGACCUGUGCCAGGCCCAUGGACUGCCCUUGGUUGGACAGGACAGAGUUGUGUUCCAGAGGGGUCACUAUGCUGAGGAGGGGCUGCCGCCCGCGGGGUCCUGCAAAGUGUUGGUGGGAAGCAAGCUUGGAGGGCGCUCCCUGGAGGAAGUAGUCAUGGCGGAGGAGGAAGAGGUGGGUGGGGACAGGUCCAAGCCCCUUGAGUAAGGAGAUACUGUGCAGUCUCCCAGAGCCCAGGACCGGGUCUGAGCACUCAGGCCCCUUUUCUCAUGAUUCCCACACAAUAAAAGGAACUUGUUUUGUAA